Candoia aspera is the source of this 2134-nucleotide messenger RNA. RefSeq lists its product as uncharacterized. The transcript is spliced from 10 exons. The coding region runs from base 1 to 1308 and encodes 435 amino acids. Gene Ontology annotation, cellular component: external side of plasma membrane. Lineage: Eukaryota; Metazoa; Chordata; Lepidosauria; Squamata; Candoiidae. The record is from RefSeq and is a predicted model, not a curated record. Gene Ontology annotation, biological process: T cell activation.
AUGUCGCCCAAGAGCCUGCUCGGCUGGUGGCUCUCGGUCCUUCUCCUGCGAGCUGAAGCUGCUGGAGUAGAAGAACUGACUGGCGUUCUGGGCGAGUCUGUCACUUUCCAGGUGAAGGUCUCUCAAUCAUUUCGAGGCAUUUCCUGGACUAAAAGUGACAGCAGCAAGCCUAGUACUGUUGCCGUGGUGACCUUUGGGCAGCCAUGUCACCUCGUGGCCCCCCUCCCGGCCUUUGCAAACCGAGUGAACGUCUCUGAGGACUGCAGAGGAUUACGACUCAGCCAUCUAGAGCGAGAGGAUGCUGGCAGAUACUUCGCAGAAACGGUUUUACCAACAGCCCCAAACACAAUGGUUGAGUCCUUUGAUCUGCAAGUGUCUAAACGCUUGCUGGCCUCUCAGCUGAUUGUGACUUGCAUUCCUGAUGGUGGUGGAAACGGAACCUGGCAGCUGAAUUGCUCUACGGGGACCUGGGAAGACGGGGUGAAAUUCAGCUGGACCUCAGCCUCCCAGAGUGAGGAUGCCACCCCCGGGCAUGCUCUUAUCAGCCUCACCUCCCAAGACCGUGAUCAAAACGCCACCUGCACAGCAGAAAACCUGGUUAGCAACACAUCCAGGACGGUGUCCUUAAAGGAAGUUUGUGCUGAGGUGAGACCUGUGACGGAGCCCCCCCCCGAGAACGGUGAGCUCCCCCCACCCCCACCGCUUGCCCCCUUCCUUGCCCCUCCGGGCAGUUCUCCAAGGGGCCCCCCCGGAGGGCAGGAAGCAAUCGCUGUUCUCCAGGCAGGGCACCUGCAAAUUAUGAAGACGCUCAGAAGGGAUUUUUCAGACACAGGGACUGUGUUCCUGCAUCAGCGUCUUCGACACCACACAGCCAACAAAGGCCGGACGGUAUCUAGUGGACUGAUCCUGGGCCUGACUAUACCUGUUCUCCUUAUAGUUGUGGUUGUCGUAUAUGUGCUGAAGAAGAAAGAGAUUGAAGAUCCAAUUAAGAGUGAUUCCAACUUAAUAGGAGGCACGCCCAAGGAGUCAAGGGAGAAAAAAGCCCAACCACCAAGAAAAACAGCAAAGAACAGCCAGGAGAUGCCCCACACCAUCUAUACGGCUGUGCAGCACCCCAAACAGGAUCCUUCACAAACAGAUGAUGAGAAAAUGCGGAGGAAGAAACAGCGCAGCAGCCCAGGGGAGAAAACGAUUUAUUCGGAGAUCAGCAAGUCUCAAGAGAGUGAAGACCAAACCAUCAAGACCAUCUAUGAGACAGUGAAGAAUCCCCCACCUGUCAAAACCUCGGACUUCAGAGCCUUUGUUUAACAGCAGCCCCCACCCAAGGCCAGCAGGGAGGGCCCCCAGUCCUCCCAAAGGCUGCCAGCAGACGGGCCCCGAGGGAGAGAAGCGGGCAAGGCCAGGUGGCCCCAGAGAGACGGCUCAGCACCCGCUUUCGUUUCUAGACCUGCACCAGCCCAGCAACUCCUCAUUCUUUUCUUUUUUAAUACAUUUUAUUCAAAGUUUUACAAAGAACGUAAAAACUAAUACAGACUAAUAAAAAGUAAAAGGAGCGAAGGAAGGAAGGAAGGAAGGGGAACAAAAAGAAAGAAAAAGAGAGAGAAGAAGCUUCUGAUUUCUUCUGCAGGAAAUAUAAGUGCAAAUACAUUAUCUCUUACUCUAUGAUUAUGAAAAAAGCUCACUUUUUUCUAUUACCAAUUUUUUUUCUGAUCAUCAAAACCACAAGUGUGUUUUUCCGUUUCAUGCGAAAACUCUAUAAGGAGUCUCCAGACAGCCAGUAAAUGUGGAUAUUGUUUUUUCAUCUGAUCCAGGAAGUCAAUUUAGCCAUCUCCAGGAGUUCCAUCAUCCUCACCCGCCCUUCCUCCACGGUGGGUAAUGUCGGGCCUUUCCGCUUUUGAGCAUGUAACAGUCUCGCUGCAGUUGUCAUGUAUAAAAGCAGAAUGCCGUGACCUUUUUCCAACUGCCGGUCCAUUAGUCCCAAAAGAAAGCAGCUCAUCCUUCUGACCAGGGGAGGAGGGAGAGAAAACGAUUUCAUUCCUCUUUGUCUCUUAUUUUUACUCAAUGCUUGAACUGAACAUUAUCCUUUCCCCUCUGAAGUUCUCUGAAUUUUGCUGUGCCUUUUCACCAGUUUUAA